AUGUGGCUCCUCUCUGUAUUGUGCACCACGUUCACAUAUUGCGCAGCUGCUAGGGUCCCCGUGGUGCAAAUAAGUUCGGGACUCGUUUCUGGACAGCGUUUGCUCGUGAACAACAAGUUCGUCGAUGCUUUCUACGGCAUUCCAUACGCUGAACCACCCGUCGGAGAACUCCGUUUCCAGAGGCCUCGACCCGCGAAAGCAUGGGAAGGAGUGUUCAACGCUACGACAAAGCCGACUCCUUGUCGCCAGCUAGACCUGAGGUUUCUAAAAAAUGUGACGUUACACAACGACAAGUCCUCGGAAGAUUGCCUUUACCUCAACGUAUGGAGACCUGCCCUUCAGGAGUGCCAGCGCCGACGCUGCCGCGCCAGGCUACCCGUAAUUGUGUUCGUCUACGGAGGCGGCUUCCAGUGGGGAGACUCCAGUCUUUUCGUGUACGACAUGGAAAGAUUCGUCUCCAAGUCGGAUGUGGUUUUCGUCACGUUCAACUACCGCCUUGGCAUCUUCGGUUUUCUGACGACUAACACCGAGGACGCUCCCGCGAACAACGGCUUGUGGGACCAGAACCUCGUCUUGAAGUGGGUGAAGAGAAACAUCGCAAACUUUGGCGGCGACCGUAACGACGUAACCUUCGCCGGACAAAGCGCUGGGGGAAUUUCGGUCGGCUUCCAUGCCAUCUCACCCCACAGCCGCGGGCUCUUCAAAAAGGUGAUCAUGCAUAGCGGAACCCCUUUCAGCUCCAUUCUUUGGCGAACCCAGAGCUCCGUCGCCAAAAUGCGUAACAUGGCAGGAGCAUUAGGUUGCUACAACGCUACGAGGUUCGCAAAUGAACAGGCAGCCGACAUAGUCGCUUGCCUGAAGAAACUAGACGCCAACGUAAUUAUGGACGCCGUGAAGAAGCAGGACCCUGCUAACCAGGCGUUCGUCCCCGUUUUUGGGGACUCCUUCAUGCCCGAUGACCCUGAAGUGGCGGCUACAUGGGCUGGACUGAACGUACAAAGUGUUCUGCUAGGGACAACUCAAGACGAGGGUACAUUAUUUGUAGACAACAUUCGUUACCUAAGCCCGCAAAUUGACCUCGUCCUCAAACAAGACUACAGGCUCGCAGUCAUGGCAUUCAUGGCGACGGUGUACGGUAUACCCAUUAAGGACGCUAGAGGAAUGGUGGCCAAGUAUUACGGAGAUUAUGACGUCGAGCAUGACGACGACUCCGUGUUCGCUAUCUUCUCGCAAGUCAUCGGUGACUCUCUCUUCGAAUGUCCGACUCAUUUUUUCGCCAACUUGACAGCCAGGGGAGGUAUUCCGACGUACAAAUACAUCUUCGCUCAUCGACCAUCGUUUAGCCUCUGGCCAAAAAGCUUUGGUGUCGCACACUCUGACGACAUAUAUUUCUUCUAUGGAAGUGGUUCUCAAAUCUCCGACAAGAGCAAAUACACAGAUGCCUUCGAUUCACAAGCGAGAAAGCUGCUUUCGACUGUCGCUCCUACUAAAGAAGAGCAAAGUUUCUCGGAUGAGCUGAUGGAGCUCUUGUACAAGUUCACGAAAUAUGGGUGA
Messenger RNA from Dermacentor albipictus, 1554 nucleotides. RefSeq names its product acetylcholinesterase-1-like. NCBI's taxonomy places the organism in Eukaryota, Metazoa, Arthropoda, Arachnida, Ixodida, Ixodidae. Gene Ontology annotation, cellular component: plasma membrane. The record is from RefSeq and is a predicted model, not a curated record. Gene Ontology annotation, molecular function: acetylcholinesterase activity. Gene Ontology annotation, biological process: choline metabolic process; acetylcholine catabolic process.